GCUAAUACUUAUUUUGACUGACCAAUAAAAUUACUGUCAUGGAUAAGCAAAAAUAAAACAGAGUUUGCUCUUGAGUUUGUAAAAGGAGGCUGUCUAGCAAGAAUCUUAUAUUUCCACAGUUAAAGCAUAACACAAGUGCACGAGACUUGGCAAAGGAAACGCGUGAUUUCGAGCAAUAUUGUUAACUCACCCGAUGUUCACAGUUCAAAGAGCCUUUAGUUGACGAGCAUUCUAAGUGGAUCAAGUGAAGCUACCAUCGUGUUACUUAUACAAUCAAAAAAUGGCCGACAGUAACAAUGCUAACGAAACCAAGGAAAAGGAGCCAAUCACUUGGAUGCUUAUCUUUACUUGCUUCUUGUGCGUGUUUGGAUCAUCGGUGAUAUUUGGCUACAGCACUGGCGUUCUUAACUCCCCCGAAGAAAUCUUUCGUUCCUUUUACAAUGAAACAUAUACGGAAAGAUUCAAUAAAAAAAUGUCGGACUCACUUUUAAAUUUUCUGUGGGCCUUCACUGUUUCAAUAUAUCUUGCUGGUGGAAUGAUAGGAAUAUUUAGUGCUGGAUAUCUUGCCAACAGAUUUGGAAGGAGAGGAGCUAUACAAUUAAGUCACAUACUUGCCUUUGCUGCCGCGCUAUUUUUUGGCAUCGCCAAACCAUCAAAACGAUUUGAAAUGAUCAUUGUCGCUCGAUUUCUCAUUGGAUUAUCAUCCGGAAUUGGUGGCGGUGUGGUGCCAAUGUAUUUGACCGAAAGCUCACCAAAACAUAUUCGAGGAUCACUUGGUGUUUUGCAUCAGCUGGGCUGUACGAUAGGAAUUCUUAUUUCACAAAUAUUAGGAUUGGAGCAGUUACUAGGAAGCGAAGAGUUAUGGCCUGUUCUUCUAAUCUUCUCCGCAGUCCCAGGGUUUAUUGUGUCCUUCAUGCUCCCGUUUGUUCCUGAGAGUCCUCGUUAUCUUCUCAUAAUCAAGAAAAACGAAGAACAAGCAAAGAAUGCAUUGAAAGCAUUUCGUGGAGAAAAGCACGACAUCAAAAACGACAUUGCGGAAAUGCAAGAAGAGCAAAGGCAAAUGGAAAUUGAGCCAGCAUGGACAAUGAGACAACUUUUGAAGUCAAAGAAACUCCGCUUCCCACUUAUAAUCCUUGCUUUUUUGCAAACAAGUCAACAAUGCUCCGGAAUCAAUGUCGUGUUUUACUACUCGACUGGAAUCUUCAAGAAAGCUGGCAUACCUGAUAACUAUGUGCAGUACGCAACAAUUGGAGCCGGUGCCAUUAAUGUUGCCAUGACAACCACUGCGGUAUUCUUGAUGGAGAAAGCAGGACGACGUCCAUUAUUGUUGUAUGGGUUGAUUGGUAUGGCAAUAUCUGCUGCAUUUAUAACUCUUGGAUUGAAUUUGCAGGAUAUUGCUCCUGGAAUCGCCAUUGUCAGUUUCAUAUGCACCCUCACUUUUGUCGUUUCUUUUGCUGUUGGCCUGGGACCCAUUCCUCUGUUCAUUGGAGGAGAAUUAUUCAAACAAGGGCCGAGACCAGCUGCCAUGAGUUUCACCGGAAUGCUUAACUGGCUUUGUAACUUCCUCGUUGGAAUAACAUUUCCAUUUAUUUUGGAUGGAUUCAAAGGUUACACGUUUCUUCCAUUUUUGGUGGUCGUCGCCAUUGGUGCAGUUAUAGUGUAUAAGUAUGUCAAAGAAACUAAAAAUAAAACUUACGAGGAAAUUGCUCAGAUCUACUACGGCAAGGAUGACACUACUACGGUGGAUGCAGAGAUUGCACAAAAUGGUAUCAAGCUUGAAGAAAUUCCGUCACUAGAAAAUCCAGGAUUUACUCGUGAUGAUCAGUAAACUUAUACAACAUGGGAACAAUGCUCAAGAACGAAUCGCUUUAAAUUAGUAAAACAGUGUCCAUUAGAAAAACUGGGCGAAACUCAAUGCUACCUUUCGUAGUUUGUGAGAGAAACAUCAACUAUUAAUGUGAAUAAUCAAACUGACCGAAUAAACUUUGUUUAAAUUUAUACAUACAUUCCUUCUAUGACAAUAGAACUAGCAGAAUAGGUAAUUGAAAAUCGACGACUGCUUAAAAGAAUUGUUUUAAAAGAGAGGAAUUUGAUAAAUGGUUAAUGAAUUCGAAAACAAAUAAUGCUAUAAAAUGUCGAAA
Messenger RNA from Xenia sp. Carnegie-2017, 2141 nucleotides. RefSeq names its product solute carrier family 2, facilitated glucose transporter member 1-like. NCBI's taxonomy places the organism in Eukaryota, Metazoa, Cnidaria, Anthozoa, Malacalcyonacea, Xeniidae. The transcript is spliced from 14 exons. The coding region runs from base 281 to 1828 and encodes 515 amino acids. Gene Ontology annotation, molecular function: hexose transmembrane transporter activity. Gene Ontology annotation, biological process: monosaccharide transmembrane transport. The record is from RefSeq and is a predicted model, not a curated record. Gene Ontology annotation, cellular component: membrane.